Messenger RNA from Episyrphus balteatus (marmalade hoverfly), 2093 nucleotides. RefSeq names its product Bardet-Biedl syndrome 1 protein homolog (gene BBS1). The record is from RefSeq and is a predicted model, not a curated record. NCBI's taxonomy places the organism in Eukaryota, Metazoa, Arthropoda, Insecta, Diptera, Syrphidae. Gene Ontology annotation, cellular component: axoneme; BBSome; centrosome. Gene Ontology annotation, biological process: non-motile cilium assembly; protein localization to cilium. Gene Ontology annotation, molecular function: patched binding; smoothened binding. The transcript is spliced from 7 exons. The coding region runs from base 367 to 2001 and encodes 544 amino acids.
AAAAAAAUAAUUUUGUAAAAAGAAUAAACAUAUUUAAAAUAAAGCUUUUUGCAUAAGUAGUUUUGCAAUUACAAAUUUAACGGUGAUGUAAUUUGACGCCAAAAGUCCCAAAAAAAGCAUUUUUGACCUGUUAUAAUUCAAAUAUUAAAAAAAUGUGAUGUGCCAGUGGAAUUUUGACGUCGGAUUCGGAAUCAGCACAUACAAAUCCUUUAGAAAAAAUAGGUUUGGUUCAAGCUCUAUUUUCGUUGCCGACCAGUGUUAUUUAUUUUCACCAAUUGAACAUUUUUGGGAAGAACAAAUUAACCUGUGACAGUUUAAAGGCGUCUUGGGAGUGUUAAAUUCGACGAUACAAAAGUCUCAAAAUUAAUGGUUUUCAAGGGAACACAACUAGCAAGUGAGCAAGGUAUUCCAGGUGCUCCAUCGGCAAUUGAAAGUUUUUAUAUUGAUGAACCUGAACCAAAAACUCCAAUUGUUGCAGUUGCAAUUGGAGAAUCGAUUUUAUUUUAUCGAAACAUGAAACCAUAUUUCAAGUAUACUCUGCCAGCAAUGGAAGUUGAUGAAAAAGAAAAGGAAAUUUGGAGAAAAAUUUCUGUAGAACGAACUGAGAAUCAAGAAAUGCUUAUUGAAAAUCUAAAGCUAUUGGACAGGAAUCAAUUGACUAGGGUGUCUCAGAAAUUACUUUUGCUUUCGGCUCAAGACCGACAUAACUUUAUAAUGGAGCAUAUGGACAUACCACUGCAGAAAUAUUCAACAAUUGUCGCAAUGGCUGCUUUACAGCGAGUAUCGAUUGACAUUAAUCCUCCUUCGUGCUUAGUUUUAGCCACAGAGCAUGGUGAAAUAUAUAUUUUGGACACUCAAGGGUUUGGUAUUUUAUAUCAGGCCAGGACAUGCUCCUACGAAACAACACCGAGCCUAAUGUGCGUCCAUGGCCAAUACGAGGCAGACUUUCGCAUUGUGGUAGCUACCCGUAAUGGUGCUGUUCAUUUGCUUCGAAAAUCCUGGCUAGAAGGCAAGGAAAUAUUCAAACUAAACAAUCCUCUUGCCGGUUUAGUAUUGGUACCAAUUGAUGAGACCAUUGCAGUAGCCUCUAUGGACAAGCAAUUGACAUGUUUUUCGAAGAAAGGCAAACAGCUUUAUACACACACUCUUGAGGAGAUUCCAAUCUGUUUGAUACCAAUUUGCUUGUCACAUUUAGGCUUGACAAUAGUUUGUGUAUCGAUGGUUGGAGGAUUGGUUCAGCUAUUCAUACAAAAAUCCAUAGUGGAUCAGUUUAAAAUGGAGGAAUCUGUGAUGGCAAUGAUUUUCGGUCAUUUGGGACAAGAAGAAUAUGUCCUUACACUUAUAACCGAGAGUGGAAAUAUGUUUGUGAAAAUUCUUAAAAGAAAUGCAAAAUUUGAUCCUACUUCAGGAAAAAUAUCAGACAAAGUAACUGACGUCAAUGGGAAUAGAAUAUCUUUGCUAGAAAAGCCGAAAAAAAGUUCAAUAUUUAUUGAGCAAACACUACGUGAGAAGCUCAAUGCAAAAGCUACAUAUGGAAGCUUUCAAGUUGAAUUGUGGCGUUUACGUCAUACAGCUGCUCGUGCAACUGUUGAAGCAAUAAACUCUGCCGAGAGUAUGAUAUCGGGUGACGUAGCACACGCACCAAUCAAGGUGGCUGCUGAGGUGUGCGGUGCAGGGCCAGUUUUUCGUUUGUUUUUAACAAUUCAAAAUUUGUCAUCAUACAAAGUGGCCACGAAUUUGAGACUUUUAUUGCAUGCCGAUCGAAGACAUUAUAAAAUUGCCAAAUCAAUGGCAAUGCUGCCAGCCAUUUUGCCAGGCACACCAUUGAAAGUUGAUUUUGAAGUCACUGCAAUUCUAUCUCAAGAAAAUGGUUUACCACCACUUACACUGACGAAGGAUAACUCAAUAGUACGGAUUAUUAUAACUAAACUUAAUCAAAGUAAACCAUUGAUAGCUGCUAUAAUUGCUAUGCCGGAAUCAGAAGCAAGUUUAGAAGGCUAAAAUGAUUUUUUUUUCUCCUAAAUUGAUGUUGAUUAAUUUAUACCCGCAGUAAAAUGUAUUUUUUUGUGCAAUAAAGUAUUAAAUUAAAGACA